AUGACACCAUCAGUGCUCAUUUCAAACCUCACAGAGGACUGGGUGGAGAGUCUGCAGAGGUGGCAGCUUGAUUUUUUUCUCAUCCCUACCACAAUCAUCACUCUGGCCACGUUGGUGGCCAACCCUGUUCUCCUGACGUGCAUCUUCAUGUCCCGUGCCCUGCGUCAGGAGACACGUUACCUGCUGGUGGCCAACACCCUGGCAGCGGACAUGCUCUUCCUCAUCGUCAACCUGAUCACAGUGAUCUGUAACACCGUCAGAGCUCAGACUCCCUGGCUGGUUUGUGAACUGCUCACAGCUAUAACUGUCACCUCCUACUGCUGUGCCAUCCUCACCGUCACCCUCAUGGUGGUCGACACCUACGCUGCGGUUCGCUGGCCGCUCCGUUACCAUGAUAUUCUUCCACCUGCCCGCACCCACUGUAUACUUGUGGGAGUGUGGGUGCUGGCAGCCAUGUACCCUUUCAGCCUUGUGAUCAUGAUGGAGGUGGAGAGGGGAAAUCCCCAUCAAAGUGUGUCUGUGUGUCUGGUCCUCAUCUCCCUUGGCUUCAUUCAGCUCAAGAACACAGUGGCGAUCUACAUCUACUUCUUUGUAGCUGCGAUUAUCUGUGCUUUGCUCAUUUUUUUCUGCUACAUCCGGCUCUACAUGGUAACAAGGACCCAAGGCAUCUGGCAGAGUCGCUUCUCGAGGGCCCGCGUCACGCUGCUGGCCCAUGGGGUUCUUCUUCUGCUCUACUUUGUCCCCGGCUUCGUUUUCACCCUGGAGCUCUUCUUGUUCAGAACCACAACAGAGAACCACAAAAGUCAGGAUGUUCGUGUGUGGGUCAGCACAGUCAAUAUGUGCGUGUUAAUGUUGCUGCCAAGAGCAUUUGCUCCAUACCUGUAUGGGCUGAGGUACAGGGAGAUCUCUGACACUCUAAUGCAGCUGCUGCAGCAGCACACAAAACUCAGCCCGAUCACAGUUAAAUGA
Molecule: messenger RNA, 969 nt
Organism: Centropristis striata (black sea bass)
Lineage: Eukaryota; Metazoa; Chordata; Actinopteri; Perciformes; Serranidae
Product: probable G-protein coupled receptor 148
Exons: 1
Coding region: 1-969 (322 amino acids)
Biological process (GO): G protein-coupled receptor signaling pathway
Cellular component (GO): membrane
Molecular function (GO): G protein-coupled receptor activity
Source: RefSeq, a predicted model, not a curated record